This is a messenger RNA of Linderina pennispora, 567 nucleotides long. RefSeq names its product Non-heme 11 kDa protein of cytochrome bc1 complex. The record is from RefSeq and is a predicted model, not a curated record. NCBI's taxonomy places the organism in Eukaryota, Fungi, Kickxellomycota, Kickxellomycetes, Kickxellales, Kickxellaceae. The transcript is spliced from 3 exons. Bases 126 to 536 code for a protein of 136 amino acids. Gene Ontology annotation, biological process: mitochondrial electron transport, ubiquinol to cytochrome c.
GCAGGCGAUGCUCUGGGGCGCCGAAUUCAAAAGACGUUGUGCAUUGCAAAUUCUCCUUUUCUUCUCCGUCAAUUCAAAAUCAGCUCUUUAUUUCUGUGACUGGCAGCGCUCUCCAUAUACCAACCAUGUCGAUUUUCGAUUUUGUCAGCUCUUUCACCUCGUCCCUGACGUUCCACGCCGACGACGAGCAGACCGAGACCGCCGUUGCUGUCGUUGAGACCACCGCCGUCGAGGAGGAGGAGGCCACCCCCGAGGUUAUUGUUGCCCAGGACCCCGUAGAGGAGGAGGAGGAGGAGGAGGCUGAAGAGGCUGAGGAGGAGGAGGAAGAGGAAGAGGAGGAUCCCGAGGAUCCCGCUCCUGCUAUCCGUGAGGCUUGCGGUGAGACCCACGCGUGCAAGUCGCUCAAGCACCACCUUGAGGCCUGCGCCCAGCGGGUUGAGGACGGCUCGAGCGAGAGCUGCGCCGAGGAGUUCCUGCACUUCCUCCACUGCGUUGACCAGUGCGCUGUUCCCCAGAUCUUUGCCAAGCUCAAGUAAACGACAGGACCUCAACUCUACAGCCAAACAU